UCAGAAAAUAUAUUUCAGUCCAAUUUGAGAGUUUCAGUUGAGAGCACAUAAUUAUUAAAAUUGUUUACGGAUAAAUCCAAUUGUUUUUUAAAUACUUUGAACAUUACAAGAUGGCCUUCCACUCGGUAGCAACGAUGGAGAAGCCGCUCCAGCACAUUUCGCUGACGGAUUGGUACGCCCGGGUGAACCAGAUGCGCAAUGUGGCGGAUGCACGGAGAUCAGACGCCUUCGCCAUUCGCCAUGCGUCCCGAUCCUUGAGGAACGAGACGAGAAUCGAGGGCGAUUGGGCUAACUACGAGACUAACGAAGCACUAACCGAUCGCAUCUCCGAGUUAAAUCGCUGGCGGGAUAUAAUCUCAAAAUCCUUUGAGAGGAUUGAGCGUGAAAUUUAUAUGCUGCAGGAGGAGAAGAACGCCACUGAACGGGAACUGGAGGCGCUUACCGGUCCGAUCUCAGUGAUCGCCGAGUGCCUCACCAUGAGAGACGGUCGCCUGGGCUCAGAGAUCACCUACGACGAGGCGGAUACGGAGAUCAAGAACGAACUGGUGGUGUUGGAGAACAACCAAAGACUUUUAGCCGACCGAUGCCAAAAGGCUUGGGAGAAACUGAACCGAUUGGAGGAGGUGCGCUUUAAGAUCGGUCUGGAGAUUGAGUUCAAGGUAGAGGCGAUGCAGCUGGACAACUCUCAGUUGGCUCUCGAUCGUAACUCGGCCAAUAUCUCUUACAAGCCGGAUCCCACUAGGAAUCCAAAGAACUCCUGCUCAUACGAAACUUGGUUGGAAAAUGUGAAGAACGUCAAGUUGCUGGCGGAGAAUGAGUUGGCUGAUACGUAUGCCAUCCGGGAGGCUUUGUUCGUGUGCCGCGAGAAGGCGCGCAACAUGCUGCAAUCCCAGCAGGAGCGGGCAGAGCACACCAUUCGCAAGCGUAUUUUCGAGACUCAGCGGGCCAGAAACGAACUGGAGUGGCAGCAGCUCAAGAUGAAGGAUGAGAUGGAGAAGGCGAUGUGCGAAAUUCGCACCUCAGAGAAUGCUUUGCGGGACAAGACCGACGCCUUGAAAUUGGCCGAAACGCGUCUGGAAAACCGAGCCCAGAGAUCGGGUAUGGAAUUGUGCAUGGACCAGGCACACGAUAUGCUCUGCUUGGAGGUGGAGAAGCUGCGCGAGAUUCGUCGUCGAUUGCAGGCGAAGAUCGAUGAGAGCAAGACGAACUUUAAUCUCUUGGAGGAGCACGGCAAGCGGAUCGAUGUGGAUCUGGAGAACAAGCAGCACUCGCUGAUGACGGACAUCCGGGCUCUGGAUCUGCGCAUGCGUCUUCGAGGAGGAGAGUUUGGCACCAAGGUGGUCAGCGGGUCGCAGACUGACAGGAAUAUUACUCUUACACGCAUGGAGAACGAGAUUCCAAAGGAUUAGAUUGCUUUUUAAAAUAUCACUCAUUCAAUGUAUUUGCCCUGAUGUUCAUUACUCGUUGUCCAAAUUUUCGUGAAAAAAUAAUAAAAUUAGAGCUUCUUCUGGCUAAA
This is a messenger RNA of Drosophila ficusphila, 1516 nucleotides long. RefSeq names its product tektin-2. Gene Ontology annotation, cellular component: nucleus; microtubule cytoskeleton. Gene Ontology annotation, biological process: cilium assembly; cilium movement involved in cell motility. NCBI's taxonomy places the organism in Eukaryota, Metazoa, Arthropoda, Insecta, Diptera, Drosophilidae. The record is from RefSeq and is a predicted model, not a curated record. The coding region runs from base 111 to 1409 and encodes 432 amino acids. The transcript is spliced from 3 exons.